UUGACUUUUCAUAUCUGUUAUCUGUUAAAGUGUUGAUUAGUCAAGUAAAAAUGUAAUUAAAAUGAAAACUUGGGAAGAUCAUAGGCAUUAAGCGAGGCAUGUGCCCCUUACAUCCAUGAUAAUAACUUCUAUAGAUCUUGUUUCAUAAACACCAGAUUAUAUGUUAACAUGGUCAAUAAAUUAAACAAUUUCUGAGAUAGCAGUUUACGUUGUAUAACAUGUUUUUGCACUUUAAUAAACUUGCAAGUAGAUAUAGUUGUAAAAGUGUAAAUUUAGUAAAACAAUUAAACAAUAUCGAUAAGUGGGCCAAAGCGUUAAAUAAUUAUUCUGUUGUGCACUUUGUAUCGACUGCCAACAUGAAUGUUAUGAAGUUCAGUGAUUAUGACUGCAUUGGAUUUGAUUUAGAUAAUACAUUAUUACGCUACAAUGUUACAAAUUUGGUACACUUUGAAUACGAUACUUUAGCAAAGUAUAUGGUGGAAAAGAAAGGAUAUAGUGCCAAACAUUUAUUAAAGCCAUUGGACACAGCUGACUUGGAUUUUAUGCAAAAAGGAUUAAUGAUGGACUUUGAAAAAGGAAACAUUUUGAAAGUAACAUGUGAUGGAUCCAUUCAAAGAGCAACUCAUGGCAGUAAAUUGUUAAACAUGGAAGAUAUUGAGAGUAUAUACCCUAACAAAAGAUGGCAUGUUAUCGAUUCUUUUUGUAAUGAUAUGUUAUCAACAUGGAAUGGACCUAUGUCAAUGCAAAUGAGACCUUUAUUAGACUACUUUGAUAUGCCAUCGUCUUUGAUUUUUGCAAGAGCUGUAGAUGCACAAGACGAGAAAGGAAUACCCCAAGAUUGUUACAGAAUAUGGCCAGAUAUGCUUGAAGGUUUAAUAGAAAUGUAUAACAAGGAUCACUUUCAAAGUGGACAAGGCAAUUUUUUCUCUGCUAUUAAAUCUAAUCCUAAAAAAUAUAUACAUAAAUGCAGUCCUCGUACCAUUUCUUGGCUUCAAGAUUUAAAGAAAAAACAAAAAAUUUUCCUCAUCACUGGAUCAAAUAUUGAUUUUGCAAAUUUUACGGCUAGUUAUGCUUUUGGUGAUGAUUGGAAAUCUUUAUUUGAUAUCAUUAUAUGUUAUGCAAAGAAGCCAGGUUUUUUUACUAGUAAUCGACCAUUUCUAACCUUAUUGGAUUAUAAAGAGUCCGGUCCGAUAAGCGGUAAAAAUCUACAACAAGGAGGUACUUACAGUCAAGGAAAUUGGAAAGACCUUUAUGAAUUUUUCACCUGCAUCACUGGAAAAAUUGAACCUCGAUGUUUAUACAUUGGGGAUAAUCUUGUGCAAGAUAUUUAUGUGCCCAGUGCAUGUACUACAUGUGAUGUGAUAGCUGUAGUCGAUGAACAAAUAUCUGAGGGUAUGCUUAACGUCGGAUUGUCACAUGAUAACAAGGAUAUCAUCAAUUCACAAUUUUGGGGAUCAUACUUUUGCUUUAAAGAUUCUGACUCUUUUGUAAAUACGCUGUGGAAUUAUGUGAUACAAACAUAUUCAAAAAUCUGCAUACCAGCAAUAGAAGAAGUAGCAAAGAUGAAUUUAGAUGAACCUUUAAACUCUUUCAAUAAGAACGACCGAAAAUUCAGUGGAUACCAUCCUGCAAUACCAAUUGUGGUAUCAACUAUGACCAACAAUUGACUACUUUAGGGAUAUUUUAACAACAUUACAUGAAAAUGCAUAGAUGAAAAUUGUACCUACAAUCAAGGAUCAGCUAAAACAACUUUCAUCUCAUCACCAAAGGCCACAACACAAUACCUUUAAGAAAAAAAGGGCUGAAGUAAGGCAACAGGAAGGAUUAACGGCAGU
Messenger RNA from Orussus abietinus, 1835 nucleotides. RefSeq names its product U7 snRNA-associated Sm-like protein LSm10 (gene Nt5a). Gene Ontology annotation, biological process: mRNA 3'-end processing by stem-loop binding and cleavage. The record is from RefSeq and is a predicted model, not a curated record. Gene Ontology annotation, molecular function: histone pre-mRNA DCP binding; 5'-nucleotidase activity; U7 snRNA binding. Gene Ontology annotation, cellular component: cytoplasmic U snRNP body; nuclear body. NCBI's taxonomy places the organism in Eukaryota, Metazoa, Arthropoda, Insecta, Hymenoptera, Orussidae. The transcript has 2 exons. The coding region runs from base 219 to 1667 and encodes 482 amino acids.